AUGAAAGUCCUCAGUUAUAUUUUAGUUUAUCGCCGGUUUCUCCUUAUAGUUUUCACUCUGUUGGUUUUACUGCCAUUGCCAAUCAUCGUUCGCACCAGGGAAGCAGAAUGUGCCUACACACUCUUUGUCAUUGCCACGUUUUGGAUUACAGAAGCUUUGCCUCUGUCAGUCACAGCUUUACUGCCUGGUUUAAUGUUUCCAUUGUUUGGGAUCAUGACUUCUAAGAAGGUGGCAUCUGCUUAUUUCAAAGAUUUUCACCUACUGCUAAUUGGAGUCAUCUGUUUAGCAACAUCAAUAGAAAAAUGGAAUUUGCACAGAAGGAUUGCUCUGAGAAUGGUGAUGACGGUGGGUGUGAACCCAACAUGGCUGACAUUGGGGUUCAUGAGCAGUACCGCCUUUUUAUCGAUGUGGCUUAGCAACACCUCCACGGCUGCCAUGGUGAUGCCCAUCGUGGAGGCCGUGGCGCAGCAGAUCAUCAGCGCCGAAGCAGAGGUCGAGGCCACUCAGAUGACUCAUUUCAGUGGAUCAGUCAACCAUGGACUGGAAAUUGAUGGUAUCACAUAAGGUGUUGAAACAAAUGAGAGGAAAGAGAAAACAAUACCAGUUCCAGGAUACAGUAAUGAUGCAGGAAAAAUUUCAAGCAAGACGGAGCUGGAAAAGAACUCAGGCACAGGAACCAAGUAUCGAACAGAGAGGGACCACAUGAUGUGUAAACUUAUGUGCUUGUGUAUUGCUUACUCUUCUACCAUUGGUGGACUGACAACCAUCACCGGCACUUCUACCAACUUGAUCUUCGCUGAGCAUUUCAAUAUGCGCUACCCUGACUGUCACUGCAUUAACUUUGGAUCAUGGUUUAUGCUUUCCUUCCCGGCUGCUAUUAUUAUUCUAUUAUUGUCCUGGAUCUGGCUUCAGUGGCUUUUCCUAGGAUUCAAUUUUAAGGAGAUGUUCACAUGUGGCAAGACCAAAACAGCCGAACAAAAAGCUUAUGCUGAGGUGAUUAAACAAGAAUACCAAAAACUUGGGCCAAUGAGGUAUCAGGAAAUUGUGACCUUGGUCCUCUUCACUGUAAUGGCUUUGCUGUGGUUUAGCCGAGAUCCUGGGUUUGUCUCUGGUUGGUCUGCGCUUUUUCCCGAGUAUCCUGGUUUUGCUACAGAUUCAACUGUUGCCUUACUUAUAGGAAUCCUAUUCUUUCUUAUCCCAGCUAAGAGAUUGACUAAAACUACACCUACAGGAGAAAUUGUUGCUUUUGAUUAUUCUCCACUGAUUACUUGGAAAGAAUUCCAGUCAUUCAUGCCCUGGGAUAUAGCCAUUCUUGUUGGUGGAGGGUUUGCCUUGGCAGAUGGCUGUGAGGAAUCAGGACUGUCUAAGUGGAUAGGAAAUAAAUUAUCUCCUCUAGGUUCAUUACCAGUAUGGCUCGUCAUUCUGAUAUCUUCUUUGCUCGUCACAUCUUUAACAGAGGUAGCCAGCAAUCCAGCUACCAUUACCCUUCUUCUCCCUAUAUUAUCUCCAUUGGCUGAAGCCAUUCAAGUGAACCCUCUUUAUAUUUUGAUACCUUCUACUCUGUGUACUUCAUUUGCAUUCCUCCUACCAGUAGCAAAUCCACCCAAUGCUAUUGUUUUUUCAUAUGGCCAUCUAAAAGUUAUUGACAUGGUUAAAGCUGGACUUGGCGUUAAUAUUGUGGGUGUUGCCGUGGUGAUGCUGGGCAUGUCCACGUGGAUCAGGGCUAUGUUUGACCUCUCUACUUACCCUUCUUGGGCUCCUCCAAUUAGUAAUGAGACCAUGCCAUGA
This is a messenger RNA of Neomonachus schauinslandi (Hawaiian monk seal), 1788 nucleotides long. It is a transcript of the gene SLC13A1, whose product is annotated as solute carrier family 13 member 1. Gene Ontology annotation, molecular function: sodium:sulfate symporter activity. Gene Ontology annotation, cellular component: membrane. Gene Ontology annotation, biological process: monoatomic anion transmembrane transport. The record is from RefSeq and is a predicted model, not a curated record. The transcript has 15 exons. Lineage: Eukaryota; Metazoa; Chordata; Mammalia; Carnivora; Phocidae.